GCAGUUCGCAACCCGCACGGAAGACGCAUCUUACACGAACGCGACUAGACGAACGUAAACAAAACACUCGAACGGAGGUGCUGCUCGGCCAGUGCUAAAGGGCCGGCUGAAAAAAUCAACUGGUGAUAGUUGCAAGAAAUUCCUUCAACAUGUGGCCAUUGGUGAUGAACGUGCUGAGGGCAUAUGCUCCUUACAUCACUUUGCCCGCUGCAGCUGUCAUAGGGUUUGUGGGGUACAACAUAGAGAAGCAGUUCCGCACCCCUCCACCCAACCGCCCGUCUGUUGAAGAGCAGCGGAACGAGAGACUUUUGAAGGAGAUCUUGGAAACCAAGGAAGCAACACCUGCACCUCUCAGCGAAAAGACCUUUGUUCCAAAGACGAUAUUUGAGAAAAAUUUGUCACCUUCCUUAGUGAAAGAGGAAUGAGGCUAUGACUUGUGUAGGCUGAAUAUGUGAAUAAUUGAUAUCUCUCAAUAUCGCUAUUGUAUUUAUUUUGUGGGGAGGGAAUGUCAGUGGAAGGAGCCAUAUUCUGGACUGUUUGCUUUAACUUUUUAAAUUCAGGACCCCAACUCACUUUUACUAUUCAAUAUGGUCAGGGGAAGAUAAAGAAAGAGAAAUGGAGAUGUUCUUAUAAGUUGAACUUGAAGAAAGUUCACCCAGUAUAACAAAUUCCACUUUCUCUUAAUGGAUGCAGGUAUUAGCUUAAGGAGUGGGUCAUGAAAGUAUGUACAGACUCAGCAAUACAUCAACAUUCUGUUACUGUUCUAUAAUAUAUUUUGAAUAAUCCAAUUGCUAUAUAUUUGUCCUAGAUGCCCUUCCAUGUAUGAAUGGAGUCACCUUUCAAAAGCUAUGGUGCAGAUAGAGAGAGAGAGAGAGGAUGGGGAAAAAUUGAUUAUGUGCACAUAGAAAUGAUAACUUUAAAAGGCAUAGUUAUUCAUGUUUACUCAGAUGUCGUAAUAAACUUUAUUCAUAGAGAAAGUACUAGGCAUACAAAAUAAUAUUUGAACUUAUUGUUACUAUAUUAUGAGAACGAACUGAAUAUUCAGUAUAUAUUUUAACCCAUUCUGUUGGAAGUAAUCAUAAGCUACAACACACUGUGCUGAACAAUUAAUAUCAAGCAAGUAAUGUGUAAAUUUUCUUUUAAACCAUCCAAUAUAAUAAUUUCCACAUUUUCUUCUAGAUUAUCAGCUAAAUGAUUCAAACGUUUUCCUUUGAAGUCUAAACAAGUUCAUAAUUUUGCACCAAGCGAAAGCUCCUUUGUCACCCGGCCGUUUUGAUUGGAAUUCCAAGAGUAAAAAUGAGCUUUGGUCCUUGAUUGUUUCUCUCUGUUAUUCUUUUCUUACACUGAUUCCUUUUUAUGCUCAUUUUCCGAUGUGCUCUUCUUGUUACUCUUAUCCGUCUUCUUCUGUUUUUCUUCCCAUUAUUUGUCUUCUUCCUUUUGUUAUUAUUAUUAUUAUUAUUAUUAUUAUUAUUAUUAUUAUUAUUAUUAUUAUUGUUGUUGUUAUUGUUAUUGUUUUUUUUUGUUAUCACUGCUAUUUUUAUUAGAAGUAGCACUAUGAAUAUAUUUAUCAUUAUUAUCAUUAUUUUUGGGUUAUACUUUAGAUGCUAAACUCUUUAUAAAAUGUCACAUUGAAAUAAUUUAUAAUAAUAGAGCAGGUUAAAUGUCUAAUUGUAUAUCUUAUGUCUUCUAUUGGAUAAGCAUACAUAAGAUAUGAGAAUUGUAAAGCUGUAUUGAUGAGAGAAAGAGUAAUAAAUAAAUAAUAAAUAAAGGUGUGAUAGAGGUGCUAAUUUUUUAUUAUUAAAAUAUUUUGGAAUUCUUAUGGGAAAGUGCUACUUUGAAGAGUGAAUGUCUCUGUCGUGCAUGGUUUUAUAGAAUCUAUUUUAAGGAUACUGUAAAUAUUCAAUUAGGUGAAAAAACUUUCUGUUUAAAGAAAGGAAUGAUUAACAUGUAAAUAUAAAGAGUUUUAAAAAUUA
This is a messenger RNA of Penaeus chinensis, 1973 nucleotides long. RefSeq names its product small integral membrane protein 12-like. Bases 150 to 425 code for a protein of 91 amino acids. The record is from RefSeq and is a predicted model, not a curated record. NCBI's taxonomy places the organism in Eukaryota, Metazoa, Arthropoda, Malacostraca, Decapoda, Penaeidae. The transcript is spliced from 3 exons.